This is a messenger RNA of Leptopilina boulardi, 1404 nucleotides long. It is a transcript of the gene or, whose product is annotated as AP-3 complex subunit sigma-1. Lineage: Eukaryota; Metazoa; Arthropoda; Insecta; Hymenoptera; Figitidae. The coding region runs from base 273 to 848 and encodes 191 amino acids. Gene Ontology annotation, biological process: Golgi to vacuole transport; intracellular protein transport. The record is from RefSeq and is a predicted model, not a curated record. The transcript has 3 exons. Gene Ontology annotation, cellular component: intracellular membrane-bounded organelle; membrane coat; AP-3 adaptor complex.
UAAUUUAAUACAAGGAACCAACUAUUUUUCUGCUCAAGAUCUGUCAAUCGUUUUUUUUUUUUAUUUGAUAUAUCAUUGUUUCUAUAUAUGUGUAAUAUUACAAAUUGCCAAUUGUUAAUAUCUAAAAGUGUUAAUUGUUUAUUUUACAUAAUUGGUGAAAAUUCAAGUUAGAAAAUACGAAUGAAAUAAUGACAAAAUACACGUCAUCAGUAUGCUGAAUUUGGAAUUCCCUCGACUAACCUGAAAAUAGAUUAUUAUUUUUUUUUUUAAAAAUGAUAAAAGCUAUUUUAGUUUUUAAUAAUCAUGGAAAGCCUCGUCUUUCAAAAUUUUAUCAAUAUUUUAACGAGGAUAUGCAACAACAAAUUAUUAAGGAAACAUUCCAGUUAGUUUCAAAGAGGGAUGACAAUGUGUGCAAUUUUUUAGAAGGCGGUAGUUUAAUUGGUGGAUCCGAUUAUAAAUUAAUUUAUCGACAUUAUGCAACAUUAUAUUUUGUAUUUUGUGUCGACAGCUCUGAAUCAGAGCUUGGCAUAUUAGAUUUGAUUCAAGUAUUCGUUGAAACAUUGGAUAAAUGUUUUGAAAAUGUUUGCGAACUUGAUCUUAUUUUUCAUGUAGACAAAGUCCACUAUAUACUCAAUGAAUUAGUGAUGGGCGGUAUGGUCCUCGAAACAAACAUGACAGAAAUCCUCACAAGGAUAGAUGAACAAUCGAAAUUAGAAAAACAAGAGGCGGGAAUAACUGCAGCUCCAGCAAGAGCAGUUUCAGCAAUGAAAAAUAUGAAUAUUCAUCAGCAAAUAAAGGACAUGAAAUUACCAGAUUUACCACAAGCGAUAAAAGAUUUAAAAUUCUGACGAGCCCUCAUACUUUCCUGGCUUCGAAUUGACUGGAUUCUAAUUAUAAUAAAGUCGUAUUAAAUUCCUUCAAAAAUGAGGAACAAGAAAGUAAAAAUCUGUAAAUUUUUCCAGCAUUUUUCGUAAUCGGAGCUAAAUUUUUUUUUUUUUUUUUCACAAACGAAUAGUAAAAUAUGCUACGAUGAAGAACAGUAUAAACGAUUUAGAAGAAAAUACAGUAUAUAUCUUUUUUGGAAAAAAAGGAGAAAACAGAUUUUUUUUUCAAAGUCAAAUGGGACAAAUUAUGUGAAUUUAAUGAUUUAGAUAAAUUGAUAUUUAAUAUUUGCUGAACAUGUCCAUUUUUUAUCAAUAUAUUGUGCGAAAGUGUUAUACUUGUGAAUAUAAAUAUCAUUCCUUUUUAUUAGAGAUUCCUUGUGCACUAUAUAUAUAUAUAUAUAUAAAUGUAUAUUUCUGCUACACAGAUUAUUUUAUUCUAUAAUGUCUAUGUAGCUGGUGCUUUUGUACCAACUAUAUUUCUCAAUUAUAUAUAUAAAUCAGAUUUAUUUCUCUAUUAAAA